AUGCGCUUUAAAAUCAUAGAUGGCACCUCGUCUUUUGUUUGCGAAAUGGGCGACAGCAUGAGCGUAAAGGCGCUGUAUGAUGAAGUGGAAAAGAAGGCCGGCGGCAAAAGACAUCUUUUCAAAGGAACCGUCCGCUCCCUUGUUGAAAGGUCCGACCUGCCCAUUUCCGAAGUGUUUUCAAACUUAGAGUGCAUAUACGCGGACAGCUCUGCGAAGAUUGCGGGCCCUGUGGAAACCAACACCUGCACGUUCUUUGACAAAAGCGCAGUCUUUUCUAUUAUGGAGGUGCCUAGCGAUAACUCUUGCUUGUUUCAUGCGCUGAGCGAGCUUCUAAGCGCGAAAAACAGCGACUCUCUCCGAAAAAUGGUGGCGGACGAAAUUAUGAAAAGCCCGAAGUCCUUUGCCCCUUAUAUAGAGAAGGAGCCCUUUGCAUACUCUACCUGGAUUGUUCAGCCGCACAUAUGGGGCGGAGCCACUGAAAUAACUGUGAUAUCAAAGAUAUACGAAACCAAGGUGUGCGUGAUUGACAAGGACCUAAGAACAUACGAGUUUGGCGAGGCUUUUCGAUCUGUUGUCUAUCUUUGCUACUCAGGCACCCACUACAAUGCUGUUAUUUCGAAAGACAGGAAUGGAAACAUUGUUCGUAAAUUUCCGUAUGGAGACAAGAAAGCGGAGUCCUUGGCAAAGGAGGCAGUCAAAAAUUUUUUUACUGCGUAG
Nematocida major is the source of this 717-nucleotide messenger RNA. RefSeq names its product ubiquitin thioesterase OTU1. The coding region runs from base 1 to 717 and encodes 238 amino acids. Gene Ontology annotation, biological process: endoplasmic reticulum unfolded protein response; protein deubiquitination. The transcript has a single exon. Lineage: Eukaryota; Fungi; Microsporidia. The record is from RefSeq and is a predicted model, not a curated record. Gene Ontology annotation, molecular function: cysteine-type deubiquitinase activity. Gene Ontology annotation, cellular component: cytosol; nucleus.